AUGAUUUUUGUAGUAGAGAAGACACUACACAACUUUGUUUAUUUAGGGCCAUAUGGAAUCAUUACUAUUGUUCGACACAGCCAAACUGCAAAUAUUCCAGACUGCCCACGUGGAUUUUCAGCACUUUAUUCUGGCUACUCGUUUGUCUUUGCUCAUGGAUUUGGUUUAGCGCAAGGUCAAGAUCUAAGUCGAAGUGGCUCGUGUGUACAGAAAUUUGUAGAAAUACCAUUUGUGGCAUGCAGUGGUGGACUUUGUGAUUCUAGAUUGAGAGAUGGAUACAGUUACUGGCUUGCUGUGAAUGGACUCAAUCAACCUAAUGGAGGCAAUAAUGCUGGCUUUAUAAGUCGAUGCAGAGUCUGUGAAGGCAGUGCUGCGGUUAUUACUUUGCACAGCCAGCUGCAAGCCACGCCUUCUUGUCCUUCAGGAUAUGUUAGUCUUUGGAAUGGAUACAGCUAUUACAUGAAUUCUGGUGUGACUGGGGAAGGCAGUGGUCAAGAUCUUGCUUCUCCUGGCUCAUGUCUGGAAAUGUUUUCUGCUAUACCGUUUGCUGAGUGCAAUAGCCACAGUCGAUGUAAGCGUCAGGCAUCGAAUCGUGGCUAUUGGUUAGCUGCGACGGAUGUCAAACAUGACUCGAGUGUCCCAAGUAACUCAGACCAGGCAGCUCAAAGGAUAGGCAGGUGUCGAGUUUGUGCUCGAAGUGACUAA
Messenger RNA from Corticium candelabrum, 705 nucleotides. RefSeq names its product collagen alpha-3(IV) chain-like. Bases 1 to 705 code for a protein of 234 amino acids. Lineage: Eukaryota; Metazoa; Porifera; Homoscleromorpha; Homosclerophorida; Plakinidae. The record is from RefSeq and is a predicted model, not a curated record. The transcript has 4 exons. Gene Ontology annotation, cellular component: collagen trimer. Gene Ontology annotation, molecular function: extracellular matrix structural constituent.